CAUCUUGCUCCCAGCGCUUGGGUCUAGCAUGCGUUGAAGGAGAGCCCACCUGCCCUCGGAUCCCUUGUGCGGUGCUGGGAGCGCUCCUCCUUGUCACCUCCCCUGCCAGAUGCAUCACUGUAAGCGAUACCGCUCCCCUGAGCCAGACCCAUACCUGAGCUACCGAUGGAAGAGGAGGAGGUCUUACAGUCGGGAGCACGAAGGGAGACUGCGGUACCCGUCUCGAAGGGAGCCUCCGCCCCGGAGAUCUCGGUCCAGAAGCCACGACCGCCUGCCCUACCAGAGGAGAUACCGGGAGCGCCGUGACAGUGACACGUACCGGUGUGAAGAGCGGAGCCCAUCCUUUGGAGAGGACUGCUAUGGAUCUUCACGUUCCCACCAUCGUCGGAGGUCCCGAGAGAGGGAGCCGUACCGGACGCGCAAGCACGCCCACCACUGCCACAAACGCCGCACCAGGUCUUGUAGCAGCGCCUCCUCGAGAAGCCAACAGAGCAGUAAGCGCAGCAGCCGGAGUGUGGAAGAUGACAAGGAGGGCCACCUGGUGUGCCGGAUCGGCGAUUGGCUCCAAGAGCGAUAUGAGAUCGUGGGGAACCUGGGCGAAGGCACGUUCGGCAAAGUGGUGGAGUGCUUGGACCACGCCAGAGGGAAGUCUCAGGUUGCCCUGAAGAUCAUCCGCAACGUGGGCAAGUACCGGGAGGCCGCCCGGCUAGAAAUCAACGUUCUCAAAAAAAUCAAGGAGAAGGACAAAGAGAACAAAUUCCUGUGUGUCUUGAUGUCGGACUGGUUCAACUUCCACGGUCACAUGUGCAUCGCCUUCGAGCUCCUGGGCAAGAACACCUUCGAGUUCCUGAAGGAGAACAACUUCCAGCCUUACCCCCUGCCGCACGUCCGCCACAUGGCCUACCAGCUCUGCCACGCCCUCAGAUUUCUACAUGAAAACCAACUGACCCACACAGACUUGAAGCCAGAGAACAUCUUGUUUGUGAAUUCGGAGUUUGAAACCCUCUACAAUGAGCACAAGAGCUGCGAGGAGAAGUCGGUGAAGAACACCAGCAUCCGAGUGGCUGACUUCGGCAGUGCUACCUUUGACCAUGAGCACCACACGACCAUCGUGGCCACCCGUCACUAUCGCCCACCUGAGGUGAUUCUUGAGCUGGGCUGGGCACAGCCCUGUGACGUCUGGAGCAUCGGCUGCAUUCUCUUUGAGUACUACCGGGGCUUCACGCUCUUCCAGACCCAUGAAAACCGUGAACACUUGGUGAUGAUGGAGAAGAUCCUAGGGCCCAUCCCGUCACACAUGAUCCACCGCACCAGGAAACAGAAGUAUUUCUACAAAGGGGGCCUGGUUUGGGAUGAGAACAGCUCUGAUGGCCGGUAUGUGAAGGAGAACUGCAAACCUCUGAAGAGUUACAUGCUCCAGGACUCCUUGGAGCACGUGCAGCUGUUUGACCUGAUGAGGAGGAUGUUAGAAUUUGACCCUGCCCAGCGCAUCACACUGGCGGAGGCCCUGCUGCACCCCUUCUUUGCUGGCCUGACCCCUGAGGAGCGGUCCUUCCACACCAGCCGCAACCCGAGCAGAUGACAGGCGUAGGCUACCGCAGGAGCCGAAGAGUGGGACGGGGCCACCCGGCCUUUUCUCCAACCCCCACCACCAGGCCCCGGGGCCAGAGCCACCCAACGAACAGUGCAAUGUGAAGGAAGGCAGGAGCCUGCAGGGGACGAGACUUGACGCCCGCCCAGCUGCCAGAAAGCACAGAUUUGCCCCAAGCUAUUUAUAUGUUGUAAAGUUAUAAUAAAGUGUUUCUUACUGUUUGUAACCCCUGGUACCAGUGUGUCCGUCUCCAGGCUCCUUGCCAUCCCCACUCCCGGCCUUCUUAAUAAAGUCUUUCUUAGCAGUUCA
Messenger RNA from Nyctereutes procyonoides (raccoon dog), 1900 nucleotides. It is a transcript of the gene CLK3, whose product is annotated as CDC like kinase 3. The coding region runs from base 110 to 1582 and encodes 490 amino acids. Lineage: Eukaryota; Metazoa; Chordata; Mammalia; Carnivora; Canidae. The transcript is spliced from 13 exons. Gene Ontology annotation, molecular function: protein kinase activity; ATP binding. The record is from RefSeq and is a predicted model, not a curated record. Gene Ontology annotation, biological process: protein phosphorylation.